AUGCUACAGUAUACCACUAUGAGAACAUCUCACACAGCAUUUCUUGUCCUCAUCAUCCUCCCGUACCUUGGCACCGGCGGUGCCCAGAGCAAGUUCACCUCCAUCAUCAGCUUCGGUGACUCCUACACGGACACAGGUAACCUUGUCAGGUGGGCUGACCCUGUCCUUCCACCACAUCCUAUCAACAAUCUCCCCAAUGGUGAGACCUUCUUCGGCCACCCCACUGGACGGGCCAGCAACGGCCGUAUUGUGCUGGACUUCAUCGCGGAUGCUUUGGGUCUGCCAUUUGUGCCGCCGUAUCUGGCCGACACGAAGGCCAACUUCUCUGGUGGAGUAGACUUCGCCGUGGUGGGAGCUCCGGCUCUGAACCUGACAUACCUGCAGGGGCAGAACAUGACGGUGAAUCCCCCGAUCAACAGCUCCCUCGAUGACCAGCUCGUGUGGUUCGAGAAACUGAAGCCUUCGCUCUGCAAGGGACAAGGUGCUAAUUGUUUUGGGAGCACUCUUUUUGUAAUGGGAGCGCUUGGAACAAAUGACCACUUCAGCUUCCUAAGCUCGAAUGGGACCGUUGAACAAGCUAGGGCUUAUGUUCCUACAAUUGUGGACAGCAUUUCCAGGGGUGUGGAGAGACUGAUCCAGCACGGUGCCAAGUACAUCGUUGUAGCGGACAUGGUCCCAUUCGGCUGCUUGCCAAUAGUGCUCACUCUGUUCGCGAGCAGAGAUAAGGCAGACUACGACCGAUACGGAUGCCUCAAGCUGGCUAAGGUGCCGCAAUACCAAAACUCCCUCCUCCGCCAACGGAUCAUGGUGCUCCAGAACAAAUACCCGCAUACAACGAUCAUCUCCGCCGAGUACUACCGUCCCAUCAUUUCAUUUCUACAUCAGCCGGGACAUUUUGGAUUCAACAGCAGCACGACCCUCCUCACCUGCUGUGGAGCAGGAGGCCCUCCAUACAACUUUGACUCCAGCACAUUCUGCGGCCUGCCAGAUGUAACAGCGUGCGCACGUCCAUCGGAGGCGCUUCAGUGGGACGGUGUCCACCUCACGGAGGCCGCCUACAGGCUUAUCGCCGACGGGUGGCUCCACGGACCAUACGCAGAUCCUCCUCUACUGCAUGUCGCACGCUAGUUUCAACAGGAUGUAGACUUGAACUGGGUGCAGGGACACCUGUAAAAUUGUGUCCCUAUAUGUUCUGUCUUGAUGCAGCCGUGCGUUUACUGUAAUUUGGAUAGAUGCAAGAAUGUUCCUCCUCCUUUUGGAACAAUAUAUCUCUAGCUUCACUUAUACCAACCGUUUAUCUCUCA
Messenger RNA from Lolium perenne, 1304 nucleotides. Its product is annotated as GDSL esterase/lipase At1g28600. Gene Ontology annotation, molecular function: hydrolase activity, acting on ester bonds. Lineage: Eukaryota; Viridiplantae; Streptophyta; Magnoliopsida; Poales; Poaceae. The record is from RefSeq and is a predicted model, not a curated record.